AUGGCAAAACAUCUGAAGUUCAUUGCCAGGACUGUGAUGGUAAGGGAAAGGAACAUGGAAGGUGCAUACAGGACCCUAAGCAGAAUCCUCACUAUGAAUAGGCUGAUUGAGGGCACUAAGCCUCGGCAGUACUAUGAGAAGCCAUGCUGCUGGCGACAGAGGGAAAGCUAUGAAAGGUGCUGGUGGAUCUACGGCAUGGAAAUGGCUCGCAAGAUCAACUUUUGA
This is a messenger RNA of Rhinopithecus roxellana (golden snub-nosed monkey), 225 nucleotides long. Its product is annotated as 28S ribosomal protein S21, mitochondrial-like. Gene Ontology annotation, molecular function: structural constituent of ribosome. Gene Ontology annotation, biological process: translation. Gene Ontology annotation, cellular component: ribosome. Bases 1 to 225 code for a protein of 74 amino acids. NCBI's taxonomy places the organism in Eukaryota, Metazoa, Chordata, Mammalia, Primates, Cercopithecidae. The transcript has a single exon. The record is from RefSeq and is a predicted model, not a curated record.